Molecule: messenger RNA, 631 nt
Organism: Nicotiana tabacum (common tobacco)
Lineage: Eukaryota; Viridiplantae; Streptophyta; Magnoliopsida; Solanales; Solanaceae
Source: RefSeq, a predicted model, not a curated record
CAGAUGUUUCCAAUUUUACUUGGGAAAGGGAUUCCAAUUUUUAACCUCCUCCCCCUUAUAAAUACACCUCCUUCUCCAAUUUCUUUUCUUCGUAAACAAGUUUUAGCAUCGCUUGCACUUCUUACGAUAAACCAAUCAGCAAAGCAAUAAGUACUUUAAUUUCUUGUGUUAUUUUUUUUUCCUGAAUUAGAAGAAAAAAAUAAUGAUGUCAAUAUUCAGUUCUUUUGACGUUCUCUCUGCUGAGAUAUUUGGCCUUAAGGUGAACCGCUCUUGGGCACCCAAUACUGAGAGGAAACAACAAGAACAAGGGGUUUCGCCUCUUGUAUCCGAUCGCAAGAACGAGGCUUCUCCGCCGUCAACCUCUUCAACCGGUGGACUGAAGAAGGCCGGAGAGGCGGCGACGCCGUCAUCUUCGCGACCACAGCAACAAAAGAGGCCGAGGUUUGCGCUGGAAUUGGACGGCGUUCACUGUUUCGAAACAAUCCUUCCCUAUUGAUUUUUUGCAUAAAUUCCGAAAGUGAAAUUCUUUAUUCUUGUCUCGCUGUAAUUAACCUGGCCAUGUUAUUCAUGUAACCGUAAAUUCCGAAGGUUGAUACAAUUUGUUAAAUCUGAUAUUCUUUAAUUUGAUUUA